Molecule: messenger RNA, 685 nt
Organism: Pseudo-nitzschia multistriata
Lineage: Eukaryota; Bacillariophyta; Bacillariophyceae; Bacillariales; Bacillariaceae
Source: the annotation of a GenBank genome assembly
ACCCAUUCCAUCCCAUUUGAUAUUGCAUUAUGUUAUUAUACGAGUUCAUUUUGGAUAGCAUAAUUUUGGUGGGAUUUGUAAUCGACACCGGGUGCGUCCCAACCCUUUGCGCGCAAGUCGCCUGCGAUGUAGUUGAGCCUCUUAGCAUUAACACCGAAAUCAAGAUAUCCGAUUCGGCUGCUGGAGCGAACCUGUACCCCCUUGGUGUCGAAGCCCUCGAUCAGAGCGAACUCGACGUCGUCGAUAUACCCGUUUUUCAGGCUCUCGAACUGGGCGUACACGUAAUUCUUCUCACUGGUGAUGAUCUUGAAGCCGCCUCCGUCGACGCCCGCCUGACCCGGCUGGUAGGCAUUGAUGGUAGAAACGAGCUCUGAAAAGGCCUUUUCAGAAUCAUAGCCCUCGGGCCACUUCCAGGAUGGGAUGUAGUGGUCCGGAUCGUCUUCCUGGAUUUCGGUCGACACGAAGCAGUUCGGUGCAGCCCCACAAUGCUUAAGGCCCUUGUAUUCCUCCCCGACGAUGUCCGUCCGCGUGGCAACACCUAGGUCCUUCGGCUUGGGGCCCCUCCGCUUAGGACGGUCGUCGUAUUUCGUGGAAAUCUUGUUCUCGAACGCGCUUGCUGCCCCUGGACCAGUGGCAAGGAAGGCAAGGCCCGCGAGCCCGGUGUUCAGAACGCUCUUGCGUGACA